Molecule: messenger RNA, 2175 nt
Organism: Plasmodium malariae
Lineage: Eukaryota; Apicomplexa; Aconoidasida; Haemosporida; Plasmodiidae
Product: Rab3 GTPase-activating protein non-catalytic subunit, putative
Exons: 1
Coding region: 1-2175 (724 amino acids)
Biological process (GO): regulation of GTPase activity
Molecular function (GO): protein binding
Source: RefSeq, a predicted model, not a curated record
AUGAGUAAAAAUGACGCGAAUAACAACAACGAUUUAAAUAAUUACAAAAAGCAAAAGAUGAUUGAGGAGUCCAAUAAUUACUUGAAAACUUUAUCACGUAAAAAUGAAAGUAACAGUAGCAUAAAUUCGGAGAAUUUAGAAAAUGAGUCGUUAAGAGUUGAAGAAAGAAAGGAAAGUAGUAGUGAUGAUGAGCAUCGAGUAGAAGGUGAUAGUACACAUAGUCUGAACGAAAUGAUUGAACUGGAGGAAGUGUUUACUCUUGAAAUAUUAGUAAAAAUAUUGAGUAAGAUAUUUUUAAAGGGUAACUAUUGUAUAACUAAAGAUGAUAUUAACACAAAGAAUUGUAAGGUGUUGAUUUUUGAAUCGAAAUGUGAUAUAUCAUCAAAUAUGAAAAUGAAAGAAAAAGGGGACGAUGAGGAUUUCAUUAACAUGGUUUUUUAUUUUCAAAAUAAAAAUUAUUUAUUUUUUUUAAUAUAUUGUUUAAAUAAAAAAAAUAUUGUCUAUUUAAAUUUUUUUAAUCCUAUAUUAAAUGAAAAAGAAACAAUUGAAUCAUUGAAUAUAUUUUUUAUGAAUAAUUAUUUUCCACAUAUUAUACUGGGCUUAAAUAAUGGAAAAGUGUUCUUAUACAACCAUGAAGGAAUUUUAUGUAUGCAAAAUAAAUUUAUUGAUAAUAAAAUUAAAAUUAUUAUUAUUGAACAUCAAAAGGAUUAUAUCUUAUUUGUACAUGAAAAUAAUACUAUAGUAAACUCCAAUAUUUAUAUAAUAAAACGGGCUUUGGAAAAAAAUUCAAAAAUAUUGCCCUUUCAUUACUUGUUUACUAUAAAUAAAAAUAUCAACAUAAAGCAUAUACUAUUAAGGUAUGACAACACUCCAGAAGUUUUAAAAAAGGAGUUGUAUUCUGUUUAUAAUAUGGAAGAUUUAAUGCGCUAUAUACACGCUAACAUAAAUGUGAACAUAAACGCACACAUGAAUGUAGACAUGAACGCAAAUAUGAACACAAAUAUGAAUGCAAAUAUGAAUGCAAACACGAACGCAAAUAUGAAUGCAAACACGAACGCAAAUAUGAACGCAAAUAUGAACGCAAAUAUGAACGCAAACAUGAACUCAAACAUGAACUCAAACAUGAACUCAAACACGAACGCAAAUAUGAACGCAAAUAUGAACGCAAACACGAACGCAAAUAUGAACGCAAACACAAACGUAAACGUACUUUCCAACAUAAAUGAUAAUGUGAAUGCCUAUCAUAUUAACAGUGAUCAUAGAAACGUUAAUUAUAUAGUGACGUCUAAAAAUAUGACUCUAUCAAUUCUUAAUAUAGUUAGACCAAACGCGCAAAAUGACUUCUUAACGAAAAAAGAAAAUUUUGGUACGUCUGAAAAGUUAAGUUCAAAAAUUAAUAAUUUUUUAAAAAAUAUAUUUACCAAGCGGAAUGACCCGUCCUCUGCGGGUGUAAUGGGUACGGGCUCUUCCCCUGCUGUGGCAGCGGAAGCGAGUGCAAGCAGUGGUAAUAACAGUGGUAGUAACAACGGAAAUAAUAAUAAUAAUAGUAACAAUAAUAUCAGCAGCAUCAACAGCAGCAUCAACAACAGCAUUAACAACAGCAUUAACAACAACAUCGGUAGCAGUUAUGGAAGCGGCAUGAUGGAGGUCCUCAACACAAAUAUUGUGCAUUGCUUUAAUGAUUCGAAAAGGCAAAUAAUAGACAUAUGUGUAUGUCCGUGGAAUAGCAAUUUACUCUUAGCCCUAGAUAACUUGGGGAGGAUAUGUUUAUUUAACGUAUUAACAUUAAAUAUUUUAUACAUGUGGAAAAGUUACCGAUCUGCCUUUAUGAGUUUUAUACAAAAGAAAACAGUUAGAACUUAUAACAAUGAUAAUUCUGAAAAUGAUUUUAAUAUGAAAGACAUGAACUUAAAUAGUGAAACAUCCAAUGAUUUAAUAAAUAAUAAAUUUGAUAAAGGCAUUUUAUUUUACCUAAAAACCAGAAAUCUAAUUGAAAUCUGGGAUUUAAAAACCAUGCAAAGAAUAUAUAGUGUGAGGACAUAUGAAAACCCAACCCUUUUUAAAAUAUUUUUCGUUGAUCAUGAUGUACCGAAAAAAAUUUAUUUUUUUAACACUAAUCUUCACGUAUUUUUGAUGAGCUCCAAUUUUGAGUUGUUCUACUUAAAAUGGAAAUGA